AUGACCAGACUAAGUAGUUUGCUGUCAGCCGUGACGAUCGCCGCGACGACAGCGAAAGCUGCAACGAUCGAACAUUGGUGGAACAUCACGUACGCUCAGGCCAAUCCUGAUGGGUUACAAGAGAGACGGGUGAUAGGAGUAAACAAUUCUUGGCCCCCACCCAUGCUUACGGCUACUCAAGGGGACGUACUUAUCAUUCACGCUACCAACGGCCUAGGUGACGAUAGCGUUGGAACUUCUUUGCAUACCCAUGGCCUUUUCUUCAAUGGAACCAAUUGGGCAGAUGGAGCAGUCGGUACUACCCAGUGUCCUAUACCCAACGGAUAUACGAUGGAUUACAUGAUCGAUACUUCCAGACAGACUGGUACUUAUUGGAUACAUGGACAUCAUGAAGGUCAGAACACCGAUGGGUUACGUGCUCCUUUUGUGAUCAGCCCACAGAAUGCUACAGGAAGAUCGGAUAACGUUACUUGGGAUGAGGAAUAUACAUUGGUAGUGGGAGAUUGGUACCACGAUGAGUACCCCGACCUGAUCAAGGAUGAAUUCUUGACAUGGACCAAUCCGACUGGGGCUGAACCUGUUCCGAAAUCUGCUGUAUGUUAUGUCGCCAAGAAUGGAAGUUACAUUCACUCCAACGAAGAUCUCAUGCAAGGUGUGGGAGUAAGCGACAAUGCCACUAUUGAAUUCGAAGCUGGUAAAACAUACAAGAUUCACAUAGUCAAUACUGGAUCUCUAGGCAUGUUCUGGAUUCGAAUGGACCAACAUCAAAUGAAGAUCAUCGAAAUGGAUGGUAUCGAACAUGAACCGUACCCUAUAGAUGUUUUGACCGUCUCUGUCGCUCAGAGGUACUCUAUCAUCGUAGAAGCGUUGAAUACUACUGGAACAAACUACGCUAUGAUGAUCAUGCAAGAUACCGAUAUGUAUGAUGCUGUUCCCGAUGACUUGCAACUUAACAAUACUAUCCAGAUCGUUUACGAUUCCAAUGCACCUAAAGCCGAUCCUGUUGAAGUCGGAAUUGAUGAUAUCGUAACUUUCAAUGAUACCGAGCUUGUACCGAUCCUCAAGAACGAGUUGUUACAGCCUGAUGUCAAGUUUGAGUUGAAUGCUUAUUUCGACACUUACGAUGAUGGUACCAACCGAGCUUCAUUCAACAACGUCACCUUCCAAAUGCCAAUGGUACCCUCGAUGUUCACUGCUCUAACCAUGGGCGACGACGCGUACAAUACAGCAGUAUACGGUGCUCAGACCAACGCUUUUGUCUAUAAGCAUAUGCAAGUUGUCGAAUUGACUGUGUUCAAUUGGGAUGCGGGCUUCCAUCCAUUCCACUUCCAUGGCCACGAAUUCCAAAUAGUUCAUAAAUCAUUUGAUGUCACUUCCAAUGAUACUACCGUCAAUCCUCCUAUUAACGAGAAUCAGGAGAACCCCGCUCGAAGGGAUACGAUUGUUAUUCCUCCUACGGGUAGUGUAACGCUCAGAUGGAGGGCUGAUAAUCCAGGCGCAUGGAUGUUCCACUGCCAUAUCGAUUGGCAUCUCUCUUCAGGUCUCGCAGCGAUCUUCCUAGAAGCCGUAGAUGCAUUCCAAGCUACCAACACCACCGACAAUUCAGUCCCUCAACAAGUUGUCGAUCAAUGUAAUUACUGGAAGACCCCUACGAGCGGUAACAUCGUUGGUAAAUUCUCUACGACAGACUUUAAGGGUCAACCAUAUGGUCCUUUCCCACUCAAGAUGGGAUGGACAUCCAAAGCUAUCGGGGCUUUGGCAGGAUGUAUAAUUACUGUCCUGUUAGGUAUAGCUACUAUCGUAUGGUACGCUUCAGGUGAAUUGGAGGAGAGUGAAUUAGAGGAAGAAGUGAAAUAUAAAUUAGAAGCGAAACAGAACAAAGUACCUUUAUGGAAAAAGGUCUUACCUAAUAAAAGCGGUUAA
This is a messenger RNA of Kwoniella botswanensis, 1923 nucleotides long. RefSeq lists its product as uncharacterized. Gene Ontology annotation, cellular component: high-affinity iron permease complex. Bases 1 to 1923 code for a protein of 640 amino acids. Gene Ontology annotation, biological process: cellular response to iron ion starvation; reductive iron assimilation. The record is from RefSeq and is a predicted model, not a curated record. Gene Ontology annotation, molecular function: ferroxidase activity; copper ion binding. NCBI's taxonomy places the organism in Eukaryota, Fungi, Basidiomycota, Tremellomycetes, Tremellales, Cryptococcaceae. The transcript is spliced from 13 exons.